Molecule: messenger RNA, 1119 nt
Organism: Sphaeroforma arctica JP610
Lineage: Eukaryota; Ichthyosporea; Ichthyophonida
Exons: 2
Coding region: 1-1119 (372 amino acids)
Source: RefSeq, a predicted model, not a curated record
AUGCUUGUAACUCCAGAAAACAAUCAGAACAAUCAAGAUCGACUAGCAAAUGUUAGUCAUUCGGUGUCUGCAGAUUUGCGACAGGAAGAAUCCGAAACAGAAACACGUCUUGCAGAUGAUACAAGAAGUCAAGAGUGCAUAAAUAGCACAGAGAGUACAAGUCCGGAUAACAUAAUCAGUACAGAGAGCAUCAUUCAGAAGGUGGAUUCGAACAGCGAAGCAGCACUAAUCCGACAAUCAGAAGUGGAUAGUACAAUUUAUUAUGUGCUAGGCACGAGGGUUUUCAGCGGGACUGGCCCUCGUAUGCUAUCGCAAGGUGCUCGCAAUGCGUACACGGACGACCUGUACGCACCCGGGGAUGAGCAUGACAAUGUGCGGAUACGAUGGCAGUUUGAUUCAGAAUUAAUGCUUUACGAUGCCACGUGUGCUGCAGCUGUUGCAACAAUCAGGCGUAGAUUUACCCGACACACACAAAACUACAAGCAAAGCCGUAUGGUAGAAAUCGUGUCUUUCGUACCUGCAGCAAGAGAGGCUGUGCUUAAAAGCUUAGAUACAGUCACAGAGUGGGAGGGUGUACAUUUUGGAAACUACCGAACAAAGAAGGUGUUCGACAUAAGCCGAAACGGUGUCCUGGUGCUAUCACUGUUUGAUUCGGAUGACGCCAUCAACCGCAUCGCUUUCUUACAUAAAAUAGAUAGUAUCAGUGGCGCUAAAAAGGGGCCCGUUCCAUUUCAAGGCCAAACCAAGAAUGUCGCUGUUCCAGGAAGUGUCAAAGAUACAGAAUUCUAUUACGUAUCCUUACCGGACACAGCAAACUUUGCCGUGCAACUCGGAGGCCCAUGUGGGUCACUAACGAGAUGUGAUUAUUGCCUACACAAGGGACUUAUGCAGACACAUGCCAUCUACGAACCCAAGUUCGAUGUCUGUCGUUCACGCACAGACUACAGCAACUGCUUACACACCAACCGCGUCAGUCUCUACAAUUUUCAACACAACAAGGUCAACGAAUACUUCGCCGAUCACAUUGUCCCACAUUUCCCCAAAUGCAAGGGCUUCGACCAAGGUAAGACAUACCUCUGUGGCGACGAGAGGUCAGUAUCAAGCCAGACGGUAGUAUGA